This is a messenger RNA of Dromiciops gliroides (monito del monte), 5937 nucleotides long. It is a transcript of the gene PTGIS, whose product is annotated as prostaglandin I2 synthase. Gene Ontology annotation, biological process: prostaglandin biosynthetic process. The coding region runs from base 87 to 1643 and encodes 518 amino acids. The transcript is spliced from 10 exons. Lineage: Eukaryota; Metazoa; Chordata; Mammalia; Microbiotheria; Microbiotheriidae. The record is from RefSeq and is a predicted model, not a curated record. Gene Ontology annotation, molecular function: iron ion binding; heme binding; prostaglandin-I synthase activity.
GGCAAGGAGCGGGCGGAAGAGACUCCGGGCUGCCGCAGCCCCAGCUCUCACCUGCCGUCAGGCACUGUCUUCGUCCGGUCCCAACCAUGCCGUGGUUCUUUCUGGCCGCGCUGCUGGCUGCGCUGCUUGUGCUGCUGCUCCUGUCCCGCCGGCGAAUGAGGAAACCUGGUGAGCCCCCUCUGGAUCCAGGCCUCAUUCCCUGGCUGGGCCAUGCCUCAGAGUUUGGCAAAGAUGCAGCUCAAUUCCUCUCCAGGAUGGAGCGGAAACACGGGGACAUCUUUACUGUGCUCGUGGCAGGAAGGUUUAUCACAGUCCUCCUGGACCCUCACUCAUAUGACACAGUUGUCUGGGAGUCCAGCUCCAAGUUGGACUUCCACAAAUAUGCCAUCUUCCUCAUGGAGAAGAUUUUUGAUAUCCAGCUGACCAACUAUGAUCCUGGUUUGGAGAAAGCGAAGAUGAAACCGACCCUGCUCCACAAGAACCUGCAGGCCCUCACUGGAGCCAUGUUUAAGAACCUCUGCAAUGUCCUACUGAAGGAUGCUGAGGACAUGGGCACAGACUGGCAGGAAACAGGACUGUUCCAGUUUUCCUAUGACAUUAUGCUCAGAGCCGGCUACCUGACGCUGUAUGGCACUGAGGGUGAUGAUCCAGUGAGCCAGGCCCGAGAUCGGUCCCACUCUGCAGAGGUUUUCCAGAGUUUCCGUCAACUGGACCAGCUUCUGAUGAAACUCGCCCGUAGCUCUCUGUCAGCAGAAGAGAAGAAAGAAGCUUCCCGCAUAAAAGCCCAUCUUUGGAAGCUUCUCUCCCCUCAAAGGCUGGUGGGCAGGGCCCACCGAAGUGCCUGGCUGGACAGCUACCAGCAGUAUCUGGAGGAAUUGGGAGCUGGGGAGGAGAUGCAGGCUAGGACCAUGCUGCUCCAACUCUGGGCUACUCAGGGCAAUGCUGGUCCUGCUGUAUUCUGGCUCCUAUUAUUCCUCCUGAAGACUCCCAUUGCUCUUGCUGCUGUCCUUGGAGAGUUAGAAAGCGCCCUUCAGAAGGAAGGACAGGUGCUGACCGACAUGGCCAGUAUUCCUCAGGAAGUCCUGGAUAGCAUGCCUACUUUUGACAGUGUAUUAAGUGAGAGCCUGAGACUGACUGCCGCCCCCUUCAUCACCCGAGAGGUACUGGUGGAUCUGGUGCUGCCCCUGGCAGAUGGACGCGAGUACAGCCUCCGGCAAGGCGACCGUCUCCUUCUCUUCCCCUUCCUCAGACCUCAGAGGGACCCAGAAAUCUACGAGAACCCAGAGGAGUUCAAGUACAACCGAUUCCUGAACCCAGAUGGGAGCGAGAAACGAGAUUUCUACAAGGGUGGGAAGAGGCUCAAGAAUUACAACCUGCCUUGGGGAGCUGGGACCAACAUGUGUCUGGGCAGGAGUCAUGCCAUCAGCAGCAUAAAGCAGUUUGUUAUUAUUUUGUUGAUGCAGUUUGACCUGAAAUUGAAAAAUCCAGAGGAAAAGAUUCCCAGCUUUGAUUCCAGUAGGUAUGGGUUUGGACUGAUGCAGCCAGAGCACGAUAUCACCAUUUGCUAUAGACUCAAACCCAAAGGGACACCAGCCUCCACAGGACUCUCUUUCCCAGCACCUGGUGGAAUUACAGAAGCCUGAAAAGCUAAUGAUAAGAACAUAUUCAUCUGAACGCUCAUCUCCCUCUCCUCUCUCAUUAAAUGAAAGGUUUGGCUUUUCUCUGCCCAACUUCUUCCUUUCUUCCUCCAAGAACCUUCCUAUUUGGAAGAAAGAUUAUAUUUCUGAAGUCAUGUAAUUCAUAUUCUUUUCUAGGACAGGGCAUAGAAUGGUUCCUCUUCUGGUCCAUAAGUCUUGCUGGAUCAUAUCAACUUCCUGGGGGCCCCCUUCCUAGAACUAAUACAAAGGAUGUUGGGUUUGGCCCAAAGAGUCCUCCUUUCACUGUUUUCUGUCUACAGCUAGCAUUCCCUUCUGCAGGGGCAGAGGACAGAGUCCAGUCACCAAGGAUCAUAUCUGUAGCUCUAAGCCACACAUAUGAUGUGUAUCAUCAUUUUAAUACAGUCUGUCUGGACAUUGGAGCAAGGAUAAGUUAAUUGUGGACCUACACACAGAUGCCCAGGGAGCAUAGACCUACCACAUUACUGGAUUGCCUGCCUAUCCCAAAGAGUUGGCAGCUUAGGGCCAUAUAUAACACAAAGGGAAAUGUAGAACUUCUAGGCUCUACUUCCUUCAGCCUUCCCUGCACCAUUAAUGACUUUUAUCCCUAUCAGUACAAAACGACCAGCCAAAUGUUAGCUGAUUUGAUGGCUGUACAACAGUGCUAUUCACAGCAAUGAUUCCCUCCCAGUCCUCAACACUCACUCUGAAGCACAAGUGGAGAAUCCAUAACCCAUGUAAAGCUAUUCAUAACACUUUCCAAACUUUCCUAAUCCCUAACCCUUGCCUGAGAGGGCCUAGACCCUUCUCAAUUUUCUUGGUUUCUGAAAAGCCUUGCCUCCCUAGGUUAGAAAACAAGCACCCCACAUUCCAAGUUGCUUUUCAUAUUCUAUAGCUACCACUGUCUCUGUCUUUUUUUGGUGAGCCAGUUGGGAUUAAGUGCCUUGCCCAGGAUCACACAGCUACACUGUCUCUUGCUGUACAGUUCUGGGACCCACUCACUUGGGUGCUAGAACCUGCCUUGCUCAGUAGCUGUCCUAGCUCCCAAAAGUUUGCCUGGUGGGGCAGCUAGAUGGCGCAGUGGAUAGAGCACUGGCCCUGGAUUCAGGAGGACCUGAGUUCAAAUCCAGCCUCAGAUACUUGACAUGUACUAGCUGUGUGACCCUGAGAAAGUCACUUAACCCCAAUUGCCUCACCCCCCCCCCAAAAAAAAAGUUUGCCUGGCUGAGUUCACAGACAACAUAAUUCCCUUCCAGUCCAGGAACCAACACAACUACUUAUUAUUCUGCUGUGGAUCUACAAAGACAAUGGCAAUUUAUACCCUAGAAGCUAAAUGCCAAAUUGGGAUUAGCCCACAUGAGUAUGCUGCACCAGUUCCUUCCUCACUGUUAUGCAUGCCCCAUGCUCCAUGCUUUGGGGUGCCCUGUGUCCCUCACUUGGGCAUUGUUUUACCAAGACAAGCUAGGAAGAAUUCAGAAAGUGCCUAAUUGAGAUAAGUGACCUAAGAUCAAAUCUGGAAAAAAAUUUUAAAUGUUUUUAAAUUUAAAAAAUUUUUUAAAAAAAAGAUCCAAUCUGGUGAGUACACAUCAUCAGGAUUCUUCCAUACUCACAUAUAUUGAUACAUAGUGGAGAGGGGGAUAUUAGGACCCAGAUCUCUAAAUACUCUGCAGCGCAGGCCAGGGAUCAACUGUGACUGAUCAGUUGGUUACAUCCUGUAAUACUCUUGAAUCUACUCUUCUACUUAGUCAGUCAUUUCUUCCAUGCCACAUAGACUCACCCAAAAUGAAUAGCUACGUAAGUGCCGCUAUGUGCAGUAUGCUCACUGUCCACCCUCGCUUCCAAUAGACACACCUCCCCAAAAACCCCUAAGUAUUCAACAUAAAUGCUCUCAGCCAUGUAAACUCUUCAAGAUUAUUCUAACCCCUUUCCAGCCUUGUAUCCUUCGUCCUUUUUAAAAAGUUGAUUGUUAUUGAUAUCCUUUCUUUUUACAUUGCUUAGGUUUUCCUCUGUGUUCCUCCCCCUUCUCCAGAAACAUCCAUUAUAACAAAGAUUUUUUUUUAAAAGGAGAAAAAAUCCAACAAAACCAAUCACUAUGUUCAAAAACAAAAACAAAAACAACAAACCCUGGCAUUCCAUGCAGUGUUCCACAGCUCUGGACCCCUCCAUCUUUGCAAAGGACAGGGAGGAGAUGUUUUCUCAUGUCUCCACUUUGAGGCCACGCUCGUUCCUUGUAAUUGUGUGACAUUCAUUUGGAUUGUUGUUCUUUCCAUCACAUUAUUGUAUUUUUGUAUUUCUCAGCUAUCCUUACUUCACUUUGCAUCAGUUCAUGUAAAGUCUUUCCAUGCUUUUUUGGAUUCUGUGGUCUUUCUUUGAUCAUAUGCAGGCAACUUUCCAACUACUCCAAGACUAGCACCAAUUCUAAUCCUGAGGCUCUUGUUUAAUGCCCUUAAAUAGGCUUGUGGAAUGAUUGACAAAUUCAGACAGCUAGAAACCCCAGCAGCCUCAGGGGCACAGCUGUUCCUCCUUUGCUGGCAUCCUCAUAUUCUGACACAUUCAUCUGCCUACAAGCCCAGGGCUCACUGUCAGUCACUCAGAUCACCUCCUGAUUUCUGCUGGCCCAUUCACAUUCCUACAUCAUCAUUAAGUAAUCAUUUUUUUCCUCUUCCCAAAAAGGUGGAAGGAGAAGGGAGAAAAACUUCUGCACAAGAUAAUAUUAUACCUCUGGGGGGGGUAUAAUUCACCCUGACAUCAAAUUUACAAAUGACAGUUCCUUUCAUUACUAGGGGAAAUGAUCCCUUUAAGGUCCAGGUGUUCCUCGUAGAACUGAGGGAUGGGAGGUGAAUAGGUAACCUGACAAAUUAGAGAUAUAGCCAAGGGAUAAGAAAAAGGAAUGGGGGGCAACUAGGUGGCACAGUGGAUAGAGCACUGGCCCUGGAUUCAGGAGGACCUGAGUUCAAAUUCGACCUCAGACAAUUAACACUUGCUAGCUGUGUGACCCUGGGCAAGUCACUUAACUCCAAUUGCCUCACCAAAAAAAAAAAGAAAGAAAGAAAGAAAGAAAAAGGAAUGGAUGAAAGAGAAGUAUGUGUGUGGUUGAGAAUUACAUUAUUAUAGUAAAUAUCUUUCAUUUGCUGGCUUGGAUGUAGGGGCUAGAUGAACUAGCAUCAAUUUAUUAGAAUUUAUUAAGUGCUUACAUAUGCCAGGCACUGCUAUAUGAUAAGGGUAUACAUGUAAGCAAAAAAAGAGACAGGGUCUGCCCUCAAGGAGCUUACAUUCUAAAGGGAAUAAUCAGAAACCAGAGGUGGGAGAGGAAUGAUGGAUAGCAGCCUGGAUCCUUCCUCCAAAUAGAGGUUCUGGGAGGAACUCACCAAUGGGACAAUGGACAGAGGGAUGUUCCAGCGUUAUGAGACUGCUGAGACGUGGUGAUAAAGCUCAAAGCAGAACUGAGAGAGAAAGGCAGAAUAAAAACCAGAAGAAUGGAUGAUUCUUCCAAAUUCUUAUUUUACCUUGAACUUACAGUCAGAGAUACAAACAAAAAUACACACACGUGAAUUCUCUUACAUGGUCAACCCCAAUUCCCUCUUAGCUUAGACCUCUGGGCUAAGUAUAAUAGGUUAAGGAAGAUCCCUUGGACAUGUGAGCUAAUCUGGAGAAUAGCAGCAGGCCCCUCCUUCUCUGACGCUGCUCUCCCUGGUCCCUGAGGUCGGAGGCAGCAGCUGCGGUCAAUGACAACUUCAGGGGAGGAGGGAGGGAGCGGGCUUUCCCUCCUGGUACUGGGGAAACCUAUCUCCAUGCCUGGCUGACCAUCCUAGCCUCCAGAUCUCUGGACCAUCUGAAAUCAGGGUGGACUAGGUUGCCAUAGCAACUGUUUAGCUGUCUUCUUCCUGAGCCUGGAUUAGAAGCAAGAGAUCUGGAGAAUAAGCAAAAACAGAGAGUACUUUAUAUCUUUCUUCUAAAACUGUGUUCUGUUCUCUUUAUAUGUAUGUCCUAGGAAAAGGGCAUGGUCCCUUUCAAUGCAGAGCUGCAAGGGCAGCUACUUCUCUAGCUACAUGAGGGAAAGGCUAAGGAUGGCAGACAUUUCCUAGAGAAUGAGAAGUUUCGGGAAGAUUUAACCUCUGGGUGCCUGGGACUUGGAAGUCACAUGGGUGAGAGCUAGAAGAGUGGAAGGAUCUCACUUUAAAGCUUUAGGGAAAGGAUUCACUUUUUUUUUUUCAUCAAAGCAUUUUAGUAUUUUGCAGUUACAUGUAGAGAUAGUUUUCAACAUUUGUUUUUAUAAGAUUUC